GCGAAUGGCAGGUGACGUGGAACACGAAACCAACACGAAGAUACGUCAAAUUGAUUUCAACGCAUUCAACACUUUCCAGGUCAGCACGCAGAACUCACGAACUUAGUGCACAUUUGCUGUUAAUUAAAAUUAGACAUAUAAAUUAAAAUGCCUGCUCCUGCAAGUUCCACAUCCGUUGGCAGCGGUUCACGCUCGCCCAGCAAAUUGUCGGCGCCACGUAGCGCAGGCGCUGGCGGCGGCAGCACAUUGAAGCAGCGAAAGACGACAACAACAACGGCGGCCAGGAGUCGCGCUCCAGGUGGAGCUGGCACUGGUGGCAUGUGGCGUUUCUACACAGACGAUUCCCCCGGCAUUAAAGUUGGACCAGUUCCAGUUUUGGUAAUGUCGCUGCUCUUCAUCGCCUCUGUCUUCAUGCUGCACAUUUGGGGCAAAUACAACCGUUCUUAGACAUUUUCAUCGUAGCAAAUAAAUACUUUCACCUCAACGAACGCGGCGCGACCCAAUUGUCAACGUCACCAGAUUUCAUACCAACAGUGGCCCAAACAACAACAACAACAACAACAACAAAUGAACAGUCGAAAUUGUCGCUGUUGUAUCUGCAUUCCGUUAGUUGAGGCAUUGGUGUUUUCCACUUGAAAUUAAUUAUUGUCUAAGCUUAAGUUACCCGUCGUUAAAUGAUAAACUAAACUUUAUACAAAAUAAUUUGUCAAAAUUUGCUAUCUAUCGACUUCUUUGCUACAAAACUAAUCAAGUUUUGUGGCAGAUAAUCCAUUCCACAAUUUAUGGUGGUCAUUUCGCGUCUUAUGGACGCAAUUCAAAAGCGUUAAGCAACAAAAUGAAUUUGGUAUUAAAAAAUGUGUAAAAAUGUAAA
Drosophila innubila is the source of this 871-nucleotide messenger RNA. RefSeq names its product protein transport protein Sec61 subunit beta (gene Sec61beta). Lineage: Eukaryota; Metazoa; Arthropoda; Insecta; Diptera; Drosophilidae. The record is from RefSeq and is a predicted model, not a curated record. The coding region runs from base 148 to 447 and encodes 99 amino acids. Gene Ontology annotation, cellular component: Sec61 translocon complex. The transcript has 3 exons. Gene Ontology annotation, biological process: intracellular protein transport.